GCCACCAUACCAGUGUGUAAAACAAAAACCAAAACUGAAUUGGUACUGUACUGGUGUUUACAUCAGUUCCUCGACAGUGUCACUAUGUCCCUCCCUGACGCUGUGACAACAACUCCCUGCGGGACUGAUCAGUUUGCCAAUCUGCUGAUGAACAUGUGUGGCACUCCACCAAAGAAAAGAAAAUGUGAUUUUCAAAUGACUGGAAACCAACUUGUUACUCUCAUUAGUCCAACCGAAAUAGUUUUGAAAUUACCUCAGAAUACCUCAGCCAGCUUUCCCAUUUGGGGUUUGAUACAAGCAUCCCAAGCUGAGGUGGUUUGGAACGUGACACCUUAUAAAAUAGACAUAAGGAUAGUUCCUUUAAAUGCCUUUAAACCUGAGGUUUCAGAGCCUAGCAACCAGUUGGCUGAGCACCAACAAAGAACUGGUAGCUCGUUUUUCAUAGUACAUGAAUUAGUCCCUAAUUGGGGCUCCAUCUUUUAUGACCCAGUUCAAGAAUCAGCCUUUGAUCAGCAGUACCAAAUAGGCAAGACGCAAAUCUGCGACCAGUUCCUUUUAGGAUGUUGCUCCCUUGAUUUGCGAUGCCCUCUGCACCACACACCGUUUCCCUUCCACUGGCAGCUGAGACGGAGGGCUAGGUAUCAGUGGGUCAGUGUGUCCCAGUCAGCACAGAUUCACCUUGAGAAGCUUUACUGCAAUGCUGACAACGAUGAAGCAAUUCUGAACCUACUUGGCAACAUCUUCACCCUGAAUUUUGACAGCAUGACAGUUUGUGAUUCUGACAAUUAUGAUGAAGUAAGAAGGCUCUCAAACACAACCAAUUCUGACUGCAAUCCACACUUUCCAACUGUGUGGAAGAUGUACUGGAGGAAUGAUUAUGACUUAUUCGUUGAAUAUGAUGAGUCUAUUUCAAGGCUGCUGGAAGAUGCAAUUCAGAACAGAGCACUCAAGUGCACGUUCACACAAACAGGUCGACAGUACGAGGUGGACUUCUCCAACCUCAAUCAAAAGAACAUAGCAACAGGAUUCAUCCGUGAAAUUAGACGAAGACCUGUCUUCCGGUCCCUGCCGGCACUGCAGCCUCAUCUAAAGACUUUAAGCCCUAGUGUUUUUCCAGAACAUGGGGAACCACAGCCUCAGGUUUGUUUGGUCGACCCUCUGGAAGAAUUCACAUGUUGGUAUCCCCCUGUCUGGAGACCUGGGCCCACAGAGGAGGAGUUCACGAAGAUUGAGGUCAACCUCUAUGAAAAGGCCUACCUGAAAGUCUAUGAGCUGUUCCACAAAACCUUGUCCGAGACAGACGUAGAGAUUGUGAACAUCUACCAAAUCCAGAACACUUUUCAGUGGGAUAAAUAUAGAAGACAAAAAGAAUACAUGCUUGCCAAAUGUGCUGAAAAUAAGGAAUGUGCCAUUGAGCAUCAUUUAUUCCAUGGAACUACAACAGAUGCCGUGGACAGAAUCUGUAAGCACAACUUUGACCCCCGCGUUUCAGGAAAGAAUGGGAGCGUGUACGGCAGAGGAAGCUACUUCGCACAGAAUGCCAGCUACUCCAAUGACUUUGCUAAACCAACUGAGGAUGGAUUUCAGCAUAUGUUUUUGGCCAAAGUUUUGGUUGGAAAGAAGGAUACUGGAAAGUCUGGCUACUACCGACCCCCGCCGCUUUUACCAGAGAACCCAACCAGUGAUUUAUACGACUCCUGCGUAAAUAACCCCACUGACCCAACAAUAUUCGUUAUUUUUGACAGCUGCCAGUGCUACCCGUACUACCUCAUCAAAUACAGGGUUACGUCUGAUGUUGUCAAUAUAUCUGAAUGGCAUAUGUAGCUAGGCUCCAUUCACAUGGGCGCGAUUGGAGCAAAUAUCCAUUCCCGGGAGCAGAUCGGAUCGAUUGGAGCUCAAACUGCCUCAGUUCGCUUAAAACGAUUCGAUCCGAGAUCGGAAAAAUAGGUGAUCUCGGCUAGUUUGAGCAAUCGACCCUGGUGCGGAUCGAUUGUUUUUGCUCUGUGUGAAUGCUAACCUGUGUACAACCACUAACAGUUCAGUUUGUCACCACUGGGUGUCGGUAUAGACCCUUAAUAUUUUCCUAUAUAUUUGAUUACAUGUUUUAGUUAUGGGAGAAUACAUAUGACGAACAUUUUGUUAAAGAUGUGGUUGCAGGUAGUUUACAAACCUUGGCAUUUCGAUGCGCAGGGGAAACGUUGUUGUAAGGCAAAUACACUGAUUGAGCAUCUUUUUUUCUGCUGUAUUGAAAAGCUCGUCGGCUUUUGAACUGUCUCUGUCGUACUGACAAAUGACAGCCAUAAUAAUAAAAAAAACCCACCUACUUCAUUGUUAUUCGCCAUUAUCUACACAUAAUGAAAAAUACAGUGCAGCAUGAAUUCAAUGUGAGCUGAGCUCGUUUGAAAUUCCUGUGCGAAUGCUGAACGAUCUCGAGCUAGCAGCAGAGGGAAACGAGCCACCACAGGAACUCGGCUCGUUUUCAUGGACACCCCCGUUUGAAUGCUCCUCGAUCUUAACUCGGCUCGUUUUCAUGGACUGCCCUGUUUGAAUGCUCCUCGAUCUUAACUCGGCUCGUUUUCAUGGACUGCCCUGUUUGAAUGCUCCUCGAUCUUAACUCGGCUCGUUUUCAUGGACUGCCCUGUUUGAAUGCUCCUCGAUCUUAACUCGGCUCGUUUUCAUGGACUGCCCUGUUUGAAUGCUCCUCGAUCUUAACUCGGCUCGUUUUCAUGGACUGCCCUGUUUGAAUGCGCCUCGAUCUUAACUCGGCUCGUUUUCAUGGACUGCCCUGUUUGAAUGCGCCUCGAUCUUAACUCGGCUCGUUUUCAUGGACUGCCCUGUUUGAAUGCUCCUCGAUCUUAACUCGGCUCGUUUUCAUGGACUGCCCUGUUUGAAUGCUCCUCGAUCUUAACUCGGCUCGUUUUCAUGGACUGCCCUGUUUGAAUGCGCCUCGAUCUUAACUCGGAUCAUUUUCUAAACUCUCGGGUCGUUUGCAAUCGCUCCCGUGUCGAUGCCGAUGACACAAAAUUAGCAGAAAACAAAAUUUCAGAUGAUAUCUAAAUACCUUUCUAUCAGCAGCAGUUUCUCCAAACCACUUGCUAUUGUACCGUAAAGAGGCAUACAUCCUGUCUGAGUAUUACUUGUUAAUAUUGUGACCUAAUUUCGACAGCACUGUGUUUAGAUUUUCAGUCACUUACAGUUCAGCUUG
Molecule: messenger RNA, 3205 nt
Organism: Polyodon spathula (Mississippi paddlefish)
Lineage: Eukaryota; Metazoa; Chordata; Actinopteri; Acipenseriformes; Polyodontidae
Product: protein mono-ADP-ribosyltransferase TIPARP-like
Exons: 6
Coding region: 85-1824 (579 amino acids)
Molecular function (GO): NAD+ poly-ADP-ribosyltransferase activity; zinc ion binding
Source: RefSeq, a predicted model, not a curated record